Suillus clintonianus is the source of this 1809-nucleotide messenger RNA. RefSeq lists its product as uncharacterized. NCBI's taxonomy places the organism in Eukaryota, Fungi, Basidiomycota, Agaricomycetes, Boletales, Suillaceae. Bases 112 to 1509 code for a protein of 465 amino acids. Gene Ontology annotation, cellular component: Golgi apparatus. The record is from RefSeq and is a predicted model, not a curated record. The transcript is spliced from 4 exons. Gene Ontology annotation, molecular function: O-acetyltransferase activity.
GAAGCAUUCUAGUAAUGCUGCGGCGUGGCAACUUGAUCUACUCAAAACGCUCAUAACAAUUCCCUUGUGUGCUCUCUCCGUUGCACUUCUUUAACUUAUCCGCCAUCUAUUAUGGCCAAGCUUCCUUCAUUGCUCGCCAUCCGACCCCGAUCCUUGUCCACAAGAGUCCUCGUGCUUGGUGCUAUCAUCACCUUCGCGAUCGCCCUCUACACAUUCUCUUCGACUGAAUACUCUUUUCGCAUAUCAGACUGGUCUUCAAUAUUCUCACAGCAACGACAACACAGUCCAUGUACUCCAGAACAGUGGUCGGACGGGCGUUGGGUAUAUAGCCCGACAUCUGACUUGAAGAAUUUAACAAGUCCAGAACAGGCACUUGCCUUAGCUGGCUUCGAGGGUUGUGCUGCGGACCGUGAAUAUCACUGGCAUUUGGGCACAGACCACGAAGAACAAUGGGACAGAUUUCCCAAGGUUUCUUCGUAUAGAUGGGCGCCUUCGAGUCAGUGUGAUGUGCACCCUCUCAACGGCGCAGCGAUGGUCAAGGACAUGGUAGAGAAUGGCGGGUGGCUUUUACUGGGCGACUCGAUAACAGAAAACCAUUUCUUCUCGUUGUCAUGUCUGUUGUACCCGCAUGUCCGUGCAACCCCAAAUUACACAGAAAACCCUUACUUCGACCGCGCGUGGCAGCAAAAUCUAUACCUGUCGCCGUCGUCACCCAUAAUACCUGAAAUUGCCAUGCCGGAAGGCUUCUCGAUCGAAAACACACCACUCGUUUCAUUCCGACGCGUUGACCUGCUUCUUAAUGGAACAGAAUUAGACGCAAUAUAUCACAGCUCAGCAUUUUUUGAUGAACCCACCGACUUCGACAGCGAAGAUCCCAGUUCACAACCAAACAGGACAGAAUCUUUAUUCAGCGAUGAGGCGUUUUGGUCGCUUUCCCCUUCAGAAUACAUGCCCACAUUCCUUGAUUCACCUCCAGAUGCCAACUAUGGUACGUUGGUUGUGAGUACUGCCGGACACUGGACGACAACCGUGUUCGGUGCAUUCCGCGACGAUGACGCCGGAGAAGAUGCUGGUUACGGUAUCCAGAAUGUACUUGCGUUCUUCAAGGUCGCGAUGCGGGCUUGGGCAGAAGAAGUCCAGGACGCCAUAACAGAAUACCAUAUAAAUGGGGGCACACGUCCAAAACAAGUAGUUGUUAGAGCGUAUCUGCCUGGCCAUGAGAAUUGCCAUAACAUCUUCGAGCCUACGAAGUCAAUCACCCCAUGGGUCAACAAGUGGUACAAUUGGCCGUGGAUUGCGGACUUCAACACAGAAUUCCAGGAGGUGCUGUCAUCAUCAUCCGAGUUCCCGGAUAUCUAUUAUCUUCCGAUCGAGAGACCGGGACGCCUGCGCCCUGAUGCUCAUGCUGCUGGAGAUUGUUUGCAUCUCAUAUCGGGUGCUGGCGUUAUCGAGGGAUGGUCGCACUACAUCUGGCAUUUUGUCACACGUGAAGUCCAGCGGAGGAUCUGACGUGGCCCACUCUCACCACUACACACCCGUCACAUAAAGAGAGAUCGGAGAAAGAUACCCCUAGAUUGGGAAACAAGGAUACUGUUUUCUAAGGAAAGGACACUCGCCUAUAUUUAUAUAUAUAUGGCACCAGGCCGCAGGCGCUAUGCCUGCAGCACUUCAUAAUCCUACCAGCGUCGGAUACAUAAUAUUCUGGAAAUGGAUUGGAAUGCAUCCCUGGUUGUUCUGUUCUCUACUCUCCAGUUUGAUGGUUCUUCCGCCUUUGCGGCCUGACGCCGACCUCCUGCGAGGCUAUUCACA